This is a messenger RNA of Punica granatum (pomegranate), 3046 nucleotides long. The record is from RefSeq and is a predicted model, not a curated record. NCBI's taxonomy places the organism in Eukaryota, Viridiplantae, Streptophyta, Magnoliopsida, Myrtales, Lythraceae.
CCGGUAUCCAUGCUCAUAAUUUAUGUGGGGAUCCUCAGCAAGAGCCCGACAGUCCGGAUCUCGAGCUCCAGCAUAGCAUUACAGACAUGGCCUCCGCCGCGGCGGUCGUCGGACACCGUCGCCAAGUUUCGGACUCCGACUCGGAUUCCGACCACGGUGGCGGAUCCAACCCCCUCCGCCAUGUGGACCUCUCUGCCUCCGUGUUCAGGCCGUACUUCGACUUCACCGGCAAAUCGACCGCCUCCGCGGACCUUUCGAAGAUCCAGUCCUUCCUUAACUCCUCCUCCUCCGGCGCCCUGUCGUGCCUUAUUUGCCUCGAGCGCAUUAGAAUAUCCGAUCCCACCUGGUCAUGCUCUGCACUUUGCUUCUCCGUCUUCCACCUCGUCUGCAUCCAGUCCUGGGCCCGGCAGUCCUCCGACCUCGCCGCUGCGCGCGCCGCCAGCCGGCUCUCCCUCUCCCCAGCUGCAGCCUCCGAAUCCGCUACGUGGCACUGCCCCAAGUGCCGCUCCGAGUAUACCAAGUCCCAGAUCCCCAAAUCCUACCUCUGCUUCUGUGGCAAGCUCGAGAAUCCCGGCUCCGACGACCCGUGGAUCCUCCCGCACUCCUGCGGGGAAGUCUGUGACCGCCCAUUGAGGAACAACUGCGGCCAUAACUGCCUCUUGCUCUGCCACCCGGGCCCAUGCCCACCAUGCCCAAAGGUUGUAGCUUCAACCUGCUUCUGUGGCUCCAUCAGAGAAUCCCGCCGCUGCGGGGCAAAGAACUUCGCAUGCUCGGGCACCUGCUCGAAGCUCCUUGACUGCGGAGCUCACCACUGCACCGAGAAGUGCCAUGAUGGUGCCUGCCCACCUUGCCGGAAGCGCGGGACCUACAAAUGCCAGUGCGGGAAAGUCAAGGAGGAUCGAGAGUGCUGUGAGAGAAUAUUCCGAUGCGAGGAACCCUGCGACGAGCUCCUCGAUUGUGGGAAGCAUAAGUGCAGUAAAGGUUGCCACCCGGGGGAAUGUGGGGGUUGCCCGUUUAAGGGGAAGAGGAGCUGCCCCUGUGGGAAGAGAGUGUAUGAAGGGAUGGCCUGUGAUGUUGCUGUACCCUUGUGUGGUGGGACGUGUGAUAAGGUGCUGAACUGUGGGUACCACCGGUGCCCUGAACGGUGCCACCGCGGGCAAUGCAUCGAGACGUGUAGGCUUGUGGUCACAAAGUCAUGCAGGUGUGGGAGCUCGAGGAAAGAGGUACCCUGCUAUCAAGAUUUCUCAUGUGAAAGGAAAUGCAUGAGAAUGCGGGACUGCGGGCGGCAUGCUUGCAGGCGACGGUGCUGCGAUGGGGAUUGUCCACCAUGCUCAGAGGUCUGUGACAGAAAACUGAGGUGCAAGAAUCAUAAAUGCCCCGCCCCUUGUCAUAGAGGUGCCUGUGCUCCUUGCCCGGUGAUGGUGACAAUUUCAUGUGCAUGUGGUGAGACAAAGUUUGAGGUGCCUUGUGGGACUGAAAUGGAUCAGAAGCCUCCUAGAUGUCGUAAACCAUGUAGUAUUCCUUCUCUGUGUCGUCAUGCACCAUAUUUGAAGCCCCACAAAUGUCAUUAUGGAGCUUGCCCCCCAUGUAGGCUACUCUGUGAUGAAGAGUACCAAUGCGGUCAUAAGUGCAAACUGAAGUGUCAUGACCCUAAACCCCCUCCUAAUCCAGAAUUUACAGUUAGACCAAAGAAGAAGAAGUCUAAUCGCCCGCCUGAAUGUACACCGGGCUCUCCUUGUCCUCCUUGUCCAGAGCUCGUAAUCAGGUCAUGUGUGGGUGAGCAUGAAGGAGCAGAAAGGACGAUGGUCUGUUCCAGUAAGACUCAAUUUUCUUGUGACAACUUAUGUGGAAAUCCUCUGUCUUGUGGCAAUCACUACUGUACGAAAACAUGCCAUCCCUUGAAAGGGCGAACCGUGAGUGGUGAAUCUUGUGAAAAGUGCGAUCUUCCGUGUGAAAAGAAGAGGAAGCCUGAGUGUCAACAUUCUUGCCCCCUCCCUUGUCAUCCCGGUGACUGCCCACCCUGCAAAGUUCUGGUGAAACGGUCAUGUCAUUGCGGUUCAAUGGUCCAUGUAUUUGAGUGCAUAUAUUACAACAACUUGUCCGAGGAUGAGAAAUUGACUGUCCGUUCCUGUGGUGGGCCCUGCCACAGGAAAUUGCCCUAUUGCACGCAUCUCUGCCCUGAGACUUGUCAUCCUGGUCAAUGCCCUGAACCCGAAAAGUGUUCCAAAAAGGUAACUGUUCGCUGCUCAUGUCACACCUUGAAGAAGGAGCGGAUAUGUCAAGAAGUUCAAGCGGCAUAUCGGGCUUCUGGUACCGAUCCUAAAGAUGCACCCAAGAGUCAUUUUGGACAUGGACUUCUUCCUUGCAAUUCUGAAUGUAGAAGUAAAAUGAAAGUUAUCGAGUCAGAGUUAUACCCUCGUAAAUCUACUAAAGUUGCCGAGGAAAAGGAGCCUGAUACUGGAAAAUCUGCCUCAAAGCGUAGAAGACGGCGUGAAAAGGUGCAAGAAGCUCGUGGUGCUUCGAAACUGCAGAAAAUAUUUGCCACCAUGAAAUGGCUUCUUCUGUUUGUACUCCUGGUGAUGGCAUUGGUCGCGGGGACAUACUAUGGCUACAAGGGUCUGUUAAGGCUCUCUGAUUGGAUGAACGAAGUCGACAGGCAGAGAUCGAGAAGGCCUCCACGACUGUAAAUGUCUCUACUGGAUUAUCAAAGUUUUGGUCGAUUCAUUGGAGAGUUUCUCUAAUGUAGUGUUCUCUUUCAGCUUGAAAUUAACCAUAGAGAUAUCUUCAUAGAAGAACUGCAAAAUAUGAGCUCAGUGUGAGAUAUUUUUUUUUUUUCGGUAAAAAAGGAGGCCGGAACCUGGAAUACACAGUGUGAGAUGUAUAUUAGCUUUGAGGGGAUUGAAUUUUCUUGGUCCAAUGUUUAUCGAUUAGUUAUCGUAAUUGCUUUGGUAUAGUAUCCACCGUUGCACAAUAAAUAUGGACAGCGGCAUAUUAUUAUCUCAAGAUGACAAUCUCAGAGAAGCCUUCAUGGUUCUCUUUUCUUUUC